CAUCGCGGCGGCGUGAGGGGAACUCAGCGAGCACUCUUCAAAGAUGGCGGCGCUGUGUGUCGGGGGCGUAGCUAGAAGAGGCUGGUCGCGGAUAGUCCCCGUGGCGACACGCAGAGAAUUAUGGUCUCGAAUCAGAAAAGAGAAAGAGCCAGUGGUGACUGAAGCAGUAGAGGAGGUGAAAACAGAACCUGUCCUGGUGUGUCCCCCCUUACGAAGCCGAGCGUACACACCACCUGAAGACCUCCUGAGUCGUUUGGAGUCUCAUAUGAAAGAAGUUCUUGGUUCAUCUCUUCCUGCUAAUUGGCAAGACAUCUCCCUGGACGACAGUCAUGUGAAGUUCAGUCUCUUGGCACAUUUAGCUGAUGACUUGGGCCAUGCAGUGCCUAACUCCAGGCUUCACCAGAUGUGCAGGGUCAGGGAUGUUCUUAAUUUCUAUAAUGUUCCUGUUCAAGAUAGGUCUAAAUUUGAUGAACUCAUCACCAGUAAUUUGCCUCCCAAUUUGCAGAUCACUUGGAAUUACUGAGCAAUCAGAAGGUGAACACACUGAAUUCAUUUUAUUCUCCUCACUAAGGUGGCUGCCAGUUAGACCUUUAGCUAUGUUGCCUAUCCCAACUCUUCUCUAAACCUCCUUUUAAUAGAUUUGAUUUGUUUCUUUCUAUAGAAUGCAUUCUUUUCUCUUGAUGAUGCCACAAAACAUUUUCUAAUUAAAGCCUGUUUUCCCCAAAAGAAUCAAGUUUUAAUUAUUUAUGAAAAUAUUCUGAGGUAUAUCAGGCAGGGUUCUCUAGAGAAACAGAUCUGAUAGAAUGAAUAUAUAUUUAAGGGGGAUUGAUUAGGUUGGCUUACAGGAUAUAGUCUGGAUAUUCCAGGCAUGACUGUCUCACAGUGGAGAGAUUGAGAACCUGAUGGUUGCUCCGUCCACAAGACUGAAUGUCUCAGCAGUCCUAAUCUGACACUGAAGGCCUGCAGGCUUUCUGGAGAGUUGCUGGCCUUCAGUCUCCAUGGGAAAACUGAAUGAGCUGAUUCUAAUGCUACUAAAGAAAUGCAGCAGGGCAGGAGCAGGAUCAUGAACUUGCCAACAGAGUGGAGGCCAGCAGGCCAGAAGCCAGGUUUUCCUCCUUCCAUGGGUGCUGCCCGCACUCAGGGUGGGUCUUCCCACUUAGUGUAAUCAAGAGAGUUCCUCAUAGAAGCACUCAGUGUCUUGCCUUACAGUUGAUUCCAGAUCCAGUCCGGUUGACAGCCAAGAUUAGCCAUCAGAGACACUGGGUGUAAGAUAGGAGGCCAUUGCAAGUGCACGUGUCUUCUCUGCCCUUCAUACAGAUGAAGUAGAUGCAAGAAGAUGGUCUGCUUUUAGUAGGCGCCUAAAUAUAAGAUGAGAUUAUAUACAUACACAAAUAAGGAGACAUAUUUUAUAUUGGACAUAAACAUGAAAGUCUAUUAUAGAAAGUUGUUUCUUUGCUUUACUGCAUGAGUAAAAAUGGUAGGAAAUACCCUGUGUAUUCUAGAUUCAUCUCUUGAAUUAAAGCUGAUUUCUAAAGUAUA
Messenger RNA from Nannospalax galili (Upper Galilee mountains blind mole rat), 1539 nucleotides. RefSeq names its product mitochondrial ribosomal protein L50 (gene Mrpl50). The record is from RefSeq and is a predicted model, not a curated record. Gene Ontology annotation, cellular component: mitochondrial large ribosomal subunit; mitochondrion. NCBI's taxonomy places the organism in Eukaryota, Metazoa, Chordata, Mammalia, Rodentia, Spalacidae. Bases 44 to 523 code for a protein of 159 amino acids. The transcript is spliced from 2 exons.